AUAGAAUCGUUGCAAUCAGUGUAGUGAAGAAGACAGUGAGUGAGAGUGGUAGUUGAGAAUGGUAAAGAAGGAGCAGUUCCUCAGGCAAAAUGGCCACAACGAAAACGGUUCUGUCUCGCGUAGUGACUUCCCUCCGGACUUCGUCUUCGGAGUCGCCACGUCCGCAUAUCAGAUAGAAGGUGCUUGCAAGGAGGGUGGUAGAGGUCCUAGCAUAUGGGAUGCCUUUUCACACACUGAAGGAAAAGUUAUUGACAAAAGCAAUGGUGAUGUAGCAGUUGAUCAUUAUCAUCGGUACAUGGAAGAUGUUCAACUUAUAGCCAAGUUGGGAUUUGAUGCUUAUAGAUUUUCAAUUUCAUGGUCUCGUAUUUUCCCUGAUGGCUUAGGAACCAAAGUCAAUGACGAAGGGAUAUCUUUUUAUAACAACAUUAUUAAUGCUCUUCUUCAAAGAGGUAUACAACCUUAUGUAACUUUGUACCAUUGGGAUCUUCCACAGCAUCUUCAUGAGUCAAUGGGAGGGUGGUUGAAUAAACAAAUAAUAGAGUACUUCGCAAUCUAUGCAGAUACUUGCUUUGCAAGUUUUGGUGAUAGAGUCAAGAACUGGAUUACUAUCAAUGAGCCCCUUCAAACUGCAGUCAAUGGGUAUGAUGUUGGAAUUUUUGCUCCUGGAAGACAUGAAAAUGCUUUUCUAGAGCCAUAUUUGGCAGCACAUCAUCAAAUUUUGGCCCAUGCAGCAGCUGUUUCCAUAUACCGAAACAAGUACAAGGAUAAGCAAGGGGGACAAGUGGGCUUGGUGGUAGACUGUGAAUGGGCAGAGCCUAAUUCUGAUAAGAUUGAAGAUAAAUCUGCUGCUGCAAGGCGCCUGGAUUUUCAGAUUGGCUGGUUUUUGGAUCCACUGUAUUAUGGAGACUAUCCUGAAGUCAUGCGUGAACGACUUGGAGACCGGCUUCCCCAAUUCUCAAAGGAGGAUAAGAAACUUAUUUUGAACGCAUUGGACUUUAUUGGUCUAAAUCACUACACAUCAAGGUUUAUUUCUCAUGUGACAGAAUGCAAUGUAGAAAACUAUUACUACAAGAUGCAGGAGAUGGAGAGAAUUGUGGAAUGGGAAGGUGGCGAGACUAUAGGUGAGAAGGCGGCAUCAGAGUGGCUUUAUGUUGUUCCUUGGGGUCUACGGAAGGUUCUCAAUUACGUAUCACAAAAAUAUGCUACCCCAAUAUUUGUCACAGAGAAUGGUAUGGAUGAUGAAGAUGAUAACUUACCACUACAUGAGAUGCUAGAUGACAAACUUAGAGUUCGCUAUUUUAAGGGAUAUGUUGCAUCAGUUGCUCAGGCUAUAAAGGAUGGAGCAGAUGUGAGGGGAUACUUUGCAUGGUCAUUACUGGACAACUUUGAAUGGGCUCAAGGUUAUACCAAACGCUUUGGAUUGGUCUAUGUGGAUUAUAAAAAUGGGCUCACUAGGCACCCAAAGUCUUCUGCGUAUUGGUUUUCACGGUUUCUGAAAGCUGGUGAAAACAAGAACGGUAAAGAAGAGUAGUUGAUUUUCUUCAUUAUGUGUUGUACCAGAUACAAGGAAUAAAUUAAAAUAUGAGCAGAAUUUCUUGGAAGAUUUGUAUAGGCUGUAAUGCUAUUUAUCUACAUUUUUCUGACUAUCAAUUCUUAUUCUCUAAAUGCCUGAAAACAGUAUUAUGUUCAU
Molecule: messenger RNA, 1690 nt
Organism: Abrus precatorius (Indian licorice)
Lineage: Eukaryota; Viridiplantae; Streptophyta; Magnoliopsida; Fabales; Fabaceae
Product: beta-glucosidase 42
Exons: 13
Coding region: 59-1531 (490 amino acids)
Biological process (GO): cellulose catabolic process
Molecular function (GO): beta-glucosidase activity
Source: RefSeq, a predicted model, not a curated record